Periophthalmus magnuspinnatus is the source of this 2169-nucleotide messenger RNA. RefSeq names its product IKBKB interacting protein (gene ikbip). The transcript is spliced from 6 exons. The coding region runs from base 172 to 2169 and encodes 665 amino acids. The record is from RefSeq and is a predicted model, not a curated record. NCBI's taxonomy places the organism in Eukaryota, Metazoa, Chordata, Actinopteri, Gobiiformes, Gobiidae.
UGUGUAAAGGAGUAGAGAGGGGGACGCUGCCCAAGUUUUAUGCGAUUUGGGCAAAAGAGGAAAAAGUACGCAGUAUGAGCUUAGUUGUGCUGGAGCAGCGGGGAGUUCAUCUAUAAAGGGUUUGUACUUUUUUGUACUUUACGUCAGUUGUUUGUAACUCCGGGUGUUAAAAUGCCCAAUGAGGUGAAGCAAAGGAAAAAGACCCAGCCACAGAAGCCUAGUGAUGAUACGCCUGAAACAGUGGCAAACGGUCCCGGGGAAGGCCAGAAAGUGAAAACGGCAGCUGUGCACGUCUCUGAAGGAGAAAAGAGGUCCUCUACCUUGGAUUUCAAAGGCAUUUUGUGUUUACUGUCGCUCGCAGCCUGUGCUAUUCUGAGUUGGGUCGUGCUGCAGCAGAAUGAGAGGUUUUCUGAAAUUGAAGAAAAGUUCCGACUUUUACAUGAGGAAACCUCGCCUCUGGUCGCCAUGGAACAAGAAAUACAAACAGUUUCAAAAAAGCUCGCAGCUUCAGAGGACGACCUCCAGGUGGCGCUAUCUACUGUUUCCCUGGCAUCAAGACUUCAGGAGGACAUCUCCACCCUUCAUGAGGCUGUGAUGGCGGUACAGGCCAAUGAGAAGUUUGCCUCUGGUGAUCUACAAGAGGUCAAUGCACACUUUCUGAAUGUGACUGAGACCUGGCAGCAACGUCUUGGUGUGAUCAACUCAGAUUUGGUGGCACUAAAGUCAAAGUCCCGCGACAGUCACGCUGAAGCCACAGAGAAGGUGAAUGAGGCUGAGCGCAGACUUAAGUCCCUGGAGGAGAGGCUAGAGGAGCUAGAGGACAGUACCAAGAGAAAUGCCCGGGCCCUAGAGCGCACGGAGGAGGACGAUGUGAAGCGCGCUCAGAACCAACUCGACUGGAACACCAAACAGAUCCAAAAACUUCAGGACCAAAUCACUGGCCUGGUCCUGAGAGAGACUGAACUCAACUCUCAGCUCCAAGAGCAUAUCCCCAAAGCAGAGGAGUGUGAGCACCACCUUCCCAAAGUGGAGGAAGCAGUUCGUUCUAUUCUGAGACUGGCGAGUGAUCUGAGCGGGACUGAGAAAAGACUGGAGGAACUGACUCUCCAGGUGUUUGGCACAGAGGACAGCAUGCUCAAAGCACUCAAUGAAAUCCUUCAGAUCAGACAGGAGCUGGACACACUACACGCUAAAAACAGCAUUCUCAAGAUGAAGGACGAGCUGUCCGUGGUGAAAGAGGCGGUUCGUGAACUCACUCUGGUGCUGAGACAAAGCAAUGAUGAGAACCAAGUAGAGUCAGUCAAUCACAAGGAAGAGGAAUGGACCCUUGAGGAAGAUGAGCCAUGGGAAAAUGAGGAAGAAGAGCCCAGUGAUGACCUUAUCUCAUGUGAGAAUGUGCGGCUAAAGCUGGAGAGUCUUGGGGCUCAGAAAGGUCUGGAGUCUGGACUGAAACGCCUGGAGCAAGACGUGAUCCAGUUAAAAGACUGGGCCUUUGGACUCUCUGAGAAACAAUCACAGCUCCAAACCAGUCUCACUACACUCAAAUCUGCUGUGGGACAGAUUGAGGACCGCACAUCUGUCAUUGCAAAGGACUUCACAAGCAAGGUGGCUUCAGUGCGGACAGAUGUGCGCAGGAUGGAUGGGCUCCGCUCCGAGCUGGAGUCUCUGCUCUCUCAGGUGGGAGUGCUGGAGGACAAGACGAUGCAGGUGGAGCACUCCAUGGUCAAACGGAUCGGGGAUGUCCUGGCCAACAGCAUAGACCGAGUGUCCAAUCUGCGCUCCUCUUCUGAGCGCAAUGGCCAAGCUAUAGAGCAGCUGCAGCACCGCAUCCCUGAGCUGGUCUCUGCCGACAGGAACCUGGCGGAGCAGCUGAGGGAGCUGGAGAGUGGGAGGGCAAGGGUAAUACGAACUGUGACGUUUGCCAGUAACCUCAAACCAAAGGUCUUCACCAUUAAGAGGGACUUUGGGGCAUUGGAGCCUCAGCUGACAGAUCUCACUCUGCGAAUAGGACAACUGGCAGAAGACCUAACCAAAAGAGAGCAGGAGAUCCUGGAACUGAGACAAACACUGGUGAAUCUCACCACAGUAGAGAGUGAACUAGGGCAUGUAACAAAGCAUGUUAGUGAAAUUGUAGAUGACUCUGAUAUUGAAGUGGAUAGGCUGACAUGA